AUGUCAUUAGAAAAUUUUGACAGGUCGUAAUCUCGCGAAUCUUGCUUGAAGAAUCUGGAAAAAUAACCUUCUUUUUUGCCGAAUUACUGUAUGUUAAAUGGAACAGGGCAUAUAAAACACUAAUAUCGGUUACAGGAGAAUAAAAAUGCAUACUGCAAGUAGUUUGUUGCGGAACGGUUUCCUCAGCCCGCAAUUGAAGUCGUCUGUGGUUCGCAAUGUUACAAAAGUUGCAUCACACAGUAAACCGGUGCAAAGGUUGUGUUAUUCUGGGGUAGCUGGUGCUAGGGGUGCGCGGAUAUGUAGUUAUAGUGGCAGCUACUUGGUUCCUAGCAAGCAGAUAGGUUUCGGGAGGUAUUUCUCGACGAAUAAGAAUGAUCCUCCCGAGGAGGAGCCGGAGGUUAAGGACGAGACCCCGCUGUUCAGCAGUCAGCUGCCGGCGACGGUGGCCGUGCCCGAGGUGUGGCCACAGGUCCCCGUCAUCGCUAUCAACAGAAACCCCGUCUUCCCGCGGUUUAUCAAGCUUAUUGAGAUAUCAAACCCAGCUUUAAUAGAUUUAAUAAGACGCAAAGUGAAACUGAACCAGCCGUACAUAGGCAUAUUCUUACGUAAGAAGGAAGAUGAGAAGUCCGAUGUUGUGUCGAACUUGGAUGACUUGCAUCAAGUGGGGGUGUUCGCUCAGAUCCAUGAGAUGCAGGAUAUGGACUAUAAACUAAGGCUUGUGGUUAUGGCGCAUAGGAGAAUAAAGAUUACGGGACAGUUUAUUGAAGAUGAGAUUGAAAGUGGACCUGCUGAAAUGAAGUUGAAGUUUCCACUAUUUAACAUGGAGCUUAACGUUACCCGUGAAGAGUCUGAUGCGGAGAGAAGGCGUCGCAAGUACCGGAACACAAGGAAGCAGUCCACCAAGGAGACGGAGACUGGAGAUGCCAGUGCCACUGCCUCUGCCUCUGCUACUCCCAAAGACUCGAAGAAACCAGCUGCGGACCAAGUGAUGAUGGUGAAAGUGGAGAAUAUGGUGCACGAGAAGUUUCAGCAAACGGAAGAGGUGAAGGCUUUGACGCAGGAGGUUAUUAAGACCAUCAGGGAUAUUAUCAAUUUGAAUCCUUUGUACAGGGAGUCCUUGCAUCACAUGUUGGCACAAGGACAGCGCGUGGUGGACAACCCGGUGUACCUGUCGGACCUGGGCGCUGCGCUGACGGGCGCCGAGCCUGCUGAGCUGCAGGCCGUGCUGGAGGAGAUGGAUAUACCAAAGCGUCUGAUGAUGUCUCUCUCUCUACUGAAGAAAGAGUUUGAGCUCUCAAAGCUUCAGCAGAAGAUAGGCAAGGAAGUGGAAGAGAAAGUUAAGCAGCAGCACCGGAAAUAUAUACUGCAUGAGCAGCUUAAGGUGAUCAAAAAAGAGUUAGGUCUAGAGAAAGACGACAAGGAUGCUAUCGGCGACAAGUUCAAGGAGCGCUUAGCUGACAAGACAGUACCUCAAGCUGUGCAGACUGUUAUAGAUGAAGAACUUAACAAGCUCAACUUUUUGGAGAGCCAUAGUUCAGAGUUCAACGUAACCCGCUGCUACCUAGACUGGCUGACCUCCCUCCCCUGGGGGGUGACUUCCGAGGAGAAUCUGAAGCUGGAGGACGCUCAGGUCAUCCUCGAUGAAGACCACUACGGCAUGGAGGAUAUUAAGAAGAGGAUAUUGGAGUUCAUUGCCGUGUCACAGCUUAAAGGGUCUACCCAGGGCAAGAUUCUGUGCUUCCAUGGACCACCGGGUGUCGGGAAAACUAGUAUAGCUCGUUCAAUAGCGCGGGCGUUAAACCGCCAAUACUUCAGAUUCUCAGUCGGCGGCAUGACGGACGUCGCGGAGAUCAAGGGACACAGGCGGACGUACGUCGGCGCCAUGCCGGGGAAACUCGUACAGUGUUUGAAGAAAACUGGCACGGAGAAUCCUUUGGUUUUGAUUGAUGAGGUCGAUAAGAUUGGCAAGGGUGUCCACGGCGAUCCAUCAUCAGCUCUCCUAGAACUCCUCGACCCUGAACAGAACGCUAACUUCCUGGACCACUACUUGGAUGUACCGGUAGACCUGUCCAAAGUCCUGUUCAUCUGUACUGCGAAUGUGGUGGAACAUAUACCUGAGCCGUUGAGAGAUAGGAUGGAACUUAUUGAUAUGUCUGGUUACGUAGCCGAAGAAAAGUUAGCGAUAGCCCAACAGUACCUAGUGCCCACCGCCCGCAAGAACUGCGGCCUCACAGAACAACAGUUAGAUUUAACUGCCGACUCACUGCAUACACUGAUCAAGUCUUACUGCCGAGAGAGUGGGGUGAGGAAUCUGCAGAAACAUAUUGAAAAGAUCGCCCGAAAAGUCGCGUACAAAAUAGUAAAACAGGAGACGGAAGCGUUGACGGUGACGGAGGCGAACCUGUCGGAGCUGGUGGGCAAGCCCAGCUUCAAGCACGAGCGCAUGUACGACGUCACGCCGCCCGGCGUCGUCAUGGGGCUCGCCUGGACUGCUAUGGGUGGCAGCAGUUUAUUCAUAGAGACAGCACUCCGCAACACAGCUACCGAUGACAAGUCGCCAUUCGGCUCCAUGGAGCUUACAGGACACUUGGGCGACGUGAUGAAGGAGUCAGCCCGCAUAGCGCUGACUGUCGCCAGGAAUUAUAUGACGCAGUACUACCCGGAGAAUAAGUUCCUGAAUACUAGCCACAUCCACCUGCACGUGCCUGAAGGCGCGACUCCCAAGGACGGUCCGUCAGCGGGCGCCACGAUCGCGACGGCGCUGACGUCGCUGGCGCUGCGCCGCGCCGUGCGACACGACCUCGCCAUGACCGGGGAGAUCUCGCUCACGGGGCGGGUACUGCCUGUCGGGGGGAUUAAGGAGAAGAUUAUAGCGGCAAAACGCGCAGGCGUGAGCUGCGUAAUUCUCCCAGAAGAGAACAGACGUGACUUCGACGAUCUGCCUUCCUUCAUCCGAGACAAGGUCGACAUCCACUUCGUCAGCCACAUCGAGGAUGUGCUCAAAGUCGCCUUCGAACAACAGAAAGAUGAAGAGAAAAGGAGUAAAGUCAAUUAAUUUCCCGCGCCAGAUCGAAGUCGGCAACAUCACGAACAAUACUUGCUUGUAGAAGGUGAAGGGAGAAGACUCUGUUCUGUUUUAAACAAGUUUAUUUUCAAUAAAUAACUCAAUUUGAA
Molecule: messenger RNA, 3174 nt
Organism: Helicoverpa armigera (cotton bollworm)
Lineage: Eukaryota; Metazoa; Arthropoda; Insecta; Lepidoptera; Noctuidae
Gene: Lon
Product: lon protease homolog, mitochondrial
Exons: 15
Coding region: 146-3055 (969 amino acids)
Biological process (GO): chaperone-mediated protein complex assembly; protein quality control for misfolded or incompletely synthesized proteins; mitochondrion organization
Cellular component (GO): mitochondrial matrix
Molecular function (GO): single-stranded DNA binding; ATP hydrolysis activity; ATP binding
Source: RefSeq, a predicted model, not a curated record